ACAUCAGAGCAUAAGUACCUGACUGCACGGCUAGCGCUGAACGGAGUCAACUUCACCAAGUAUAGAGUGGACAGCUAUAGUCAUCCGACAUAGAAGCUCGCUCAAAGCAGGUAGGGCGGACCGCACAGGAACCACACCCGCGUUCGGGAGCAUGUGAGCUCUUCCACGGUGGGCGAUAGAUUCUUGGGCGAUUUAUCGAGUGUAAUAGGGCCAUCCUCGUUUCUGUGGCGCAGUGUAUUAGACUGCCGCAGGCGGUACACCUUAUCCCACCCUUCUCCGCGCACCGUACCCAGCAGCAAACUACCCGUGCCUGGCGACAAAGGGCCGGAGCGGGCAACAUUGACGAGCCGAGAUAUGCAGCCCAGCGAGAGUUGGAAGAACAACGCACGGAAGCACAUAGAGAGGAUGCUGCAGCCGGUGAUGAACAAAGCGCGGGAGCGAAGAGAUGUCCAGCUCUCGCUGUUCCCGACUGACGAGGUGGCGCAGGGGAGGAUCCUCAAGGAGUUCUCGGAUACGAAGGCCUUUAUAUCCGCGAAAGCCGAGGCGACCUUUCGCAAUAUAAUGGCGUCCAAGCUGAAGAUUCAGAGAGAAGAGCACGAAGCGCGGCUUGAUGCGAACAGUGAGAGUCCACCUUCGUCCACCGACGAGCUCUUAUACCAGACGCAAUCUGACGAUCCUGAUGCUGGACGGCGAUGGCGCGUCCACCCCAACGGUGUGACGUACUACUGGCCCAUGGAGACACCAGCAACGACCGCUCAAGCACAAACGCGCGAUGACAUAAACAGCUCGCGGACAAAGAUUUGUGGCAAUCUCACCUCGUCUCAGUCCAAGCGCGACGCGCCGGCGACUUGGACCGCCAGAGCCGCAACCCCAGCUUUCCUAUACACCCGUCCACAACAUCCACCUGGGCGAGUCACAGAGAGCCGCCGCUCGAGCGCAAGUUCGUCCUCGUCGUCGAUUUCCGCAGAAGAGAUUACCCAAAUAUGGUAUCCCAGCUGCUCCCCAGACGAUAAAGAGGUCAUCGUCAUACCGUACCGGAGGAAACAGCACGGCACACAGCAGCAGUCAUCGCAGCCCAGUAGCAACAGUCGACCCAACGUCAAUGUUCGUUCACACAUUGCUAUGCCUGCGAAUGACGCCUCAGGAGACAAGGAAAUGCUUGGUAGUCCAGUAGACACCGCAUCGGAAUCGUCUCCCAGCGAGCGGGGAUCGUCUCCCUCCUCCACACAUGAAGCCAACCUCGUCCCGCAGCGCAUCAUCACCGCGUCGUCCCAGGCUCGGCAGAAAUCGCCGCAUCCAUCAAGUGCACCAGCCAGUCAUAUGAACGAGAGUCCCACAGCGCAUCCUCCACUCCCGCCCAAGAAGUCGACAGCGAGCGCCAGGACCAAGCAGCUGCGAGGGAUCCUCAAAAAUGGCGCGGGCACCGCAAAACGUGCACCCGAGAACGAUCCAGUCUCGACGACAUAUGCUGCAGCAUCGCGCACCGCGACCGAACAUAAGAUAUCCUUCGAGGAGAAUCCGAGCGUGCGAUUCGAUGCAGCGCAGAGUCGGGUCCCGCUUGUCGCCAGGACCGAUUCAGAUUGCAAGAGCAUGACAGCGAAGGCAAAACAGCAUCCGACCGUCAGGAAGGUGACUGUCGAGGACUGUGACUCGGACGACGACGCAAAUGGAUGGUGAAAUAGUGACCUGCGGCGCGAGUUAAAUUCCACGUAGAUGAAGCAGAUAGCGACCAGCGCAGGGCAAGAUGUUCUCAAGAUCUGCACGAGCUAAUUAAUUUGUCGAGGAUAGUAGCGUCGAUGAAGGUAGUAGCAUCGCUGUGGAGCAUUGCAAGCAAGGGCGAAUGGCUA
Laetiporus sulphureus 93-53 is the source of this 1847-nucleotide messenger RNA. RefSeq lists its product as uncharacterized. Lineage: Eukaryota; Fungi; Basidiomycota; Agaricomycetes; Polyporales; Laetiporaceae. The record is from RefSeq and is a predicted model, not a curated record. Bases 355 to 1677 code for a protein of 440 amino acids. The transcript has a single exon.